Messenger RNA from Phragmites australis (common reed), 584 nucleotides. RefSeq lists its product as uncharacterized. Lineage: Eukaryota; Viridiplantae; Streptophyta; Magnoliopsida; Poales; Poaceae. Bases 66 to 383 code for a protein of 105 amino acids. The record is from RefSeq and is a predicted model, not a curated record. The transcript has a single exon.
AGCUCAUACCACCAAACUCCUCCUACUACUCGUAGUUGCCGCCGUCGCUACUGCGCCAUCACAAGAUGUGGCUGCUGAGGGCGGCGACGCCGUUCGCGUACGCGAAGGUGGACAAGGUGGACGCCGAGGAGGCGCGGAGCCUGAAGGCGCAGUUCCUGAUCCACAAGGUGCUGGAGGUGUCGACCCCCGCGGCGAGGUCGAGGCCGGCGGCGCUGACGAGGGUGAAGGCAAGGAUCGGCGUCCGGCUGAAGAAGCUCAGGCUCGCCAUCCGGAGCGUCAGGGCGCGCGCCUGCCGGACCGUGCGGGGGCACCUCAGGAACCUGAGGAGGCUCAUCGUGCCCCGAGGGCAUGGAUCAGGGGAGCCUGCAGGGUCCCCUUCUUGAUGCCUCUCUUUCUUCCUGAGAGAAUUUUUUUUCUCAUGUUUUUGUUAUGGUUUUGGGUGUGUGCUUGUGUGGAUCAAAGCAAUGGCUAAUAACAACUGAGCUUUGCUGCGAUAAGCUCUAGAUGUGCCUGAUUAGGUGGUGGAAUCAUAUACAGUGUGUAAUAGAACAAGUAAUGGAGUGUUCGGUUCCUGUUCAGAUUUA